Molecule: messenger RNA, 19055 nt
Organism: Podarcis lilfordi (Lilford's wall lizard)
Lineage: Eukaryota; Metazoa; Chordata; Lepidosauria; Squamata; Lacertidae
Source: the annotation of a GenBank genome assembly
GGAAGUUUCUAGGAGUGCGCAAUGAGUCCUUUUCUGCUCUUCUCGGAGGUUUUGCUUUAUUCUCAAGAGCGAAGCGAUGGGCGGCGGUGAGGCAGAAUUUCACGCAAUAGUAACCUGACGGAGGCGGCGUUUUGGCUGCCGAAUAGCCGCUUCUUAAAAGGAAUGUUUGGACUGUUUAAUUACCAAAAAGAAAGAAACAAAAGCCGGUUUUAAUUCGGUGCCUGUUUGUGUUGAGGAGAACUUGGCCAUCGAUUUCAAUAUUCUUUUUAAAGCGCUUGCCUCAACUCUGCGCCGUUACCCGUAGCAGUUGCUUAUGUGACCAGGAUACUAGAUAGAUAUGCUGCGAGAUACAAGGAAAUUGUUACUGGGUCCCCUCAAAGUGGUAUGUUUACACAGUGUGGUAAGUCUUCCCCCCCCCAUCGAUUAUUUUUUUUAAAAAACUAGAAAGUAUGUUAAUAGCCAGUGUUACACAGAUAGUAUUAUGUAGGCUGUUUUUGCAUUUAUUUAUUUCUAUUUAUUAAGCACCUCCCAGAAAAUAUCUCAAGGUGACAUGAACAAUAAAAGCAAUUAAAAAUUCCAUUUGUCAACAGCAUAUGCAAUAUUUCAAUUUCAGAUUGAAUAAAUAUAUUUCACUUAAAAGCCUUAUUGGAAAAUGAAGGUCUUCAGUAGGUACCAGAAAGAGAAUACAUAAAUAGUGCCUGUCUGAUGUGUAAUGGAAAGAAGUUACAAAGGGUGCAACCACACAAAAGGCUGUUUCUGUACUGGACAGACCUUCUGAUGAGAUGGUAUCCACAGGAGGUCCUGUACUGCAGAGGGCAAUGAUUAAUUGCAUAUAUAAGGGCUGAGGUCACCAUAAGAUAUCCUGGCCCCAAACUGCAUAGGGCUUUGUAUCCCAAAAACAACACAUUGAUCUUAGUUUGGUAGCUAAUUGGCAGCCAGUACAAUUUAUUCCAUAGUACUUAUAAUAUGUUGCGGCUUCUGGUCCAACCUCAAGGGCAGCUUCACAUGCAGCCCAAUUCAGUAAUCCAAACCGGAGGUUACCAGUGCAUGGAUGAUGGCUGUCCUGGCCCACAAACAGCUGCAACUGUGUUAUCAGCUGAAGCUGUUAAAACUCAAUUAUAGCUGCUGAGGACACCUGGGCCUCUAUUGCCAGGUGGAUCUAUGAACCUGCUUUUUCAGGGAGAGUAUGUAAUUAACUAAGCUUAUGAGUUUUUUUUGCUGGAUGUUAACGUUCUGUGUUUGGUUGACCUAGGCUGUAUCUGUGACUUAUGCUUAAGAUAUCUAAAACUAGCUAGCUAGUUCUAGCUGGAAAUAUCAGCAUUGGUCUUCUGACAGUGACAUGUAUUGUGUAGAUAAAAUUAUUUUGGUGAGGUGUGUUGGCUUUCUCUAAUUGUGAUUUUCCCUUUUGAAGUGUAUGUAUUGCAGAAAAUCAAGAAUUAUAGCUGUAAAAUGCUUCAAAGGUUCUUUGACUCUUCAGAGAAGUUACAGUUAUCCAGCAGGUAAUUCCUUCCCCCACUCCCAGCUUACAUUUUCUAUACAGAUCUACUAUAAUAUGAUAAAAAGGAAUGAGAUAUACUUAUGAAAAUAUGCUACUGUGCAUAACUGUUACAUGCCAGUAUUAUUGUUGUAUGUAAAGGUUCUGUAUGUGGAAUUAUUUUUGUAGCUGAUAGUAGGAACAUAGGGAACUGCUUUAUACCAAGUCAGACAAUCUGUCUAACUCGGUAUUGUCUACAGAGUUAUCCAGGUUUUCUCAUGGGGGUGAGGAGACACCCUUCAGAGUUGACAGUGCUGAUAAUCACAUCAGCCAGAGAAAAAAGUGUGUGUGUGUGUGUGUGUGUGUGUGAGAGAGAGAGAGAGAGAGAGAGAGAGAGAGAAAGAGAUCCUCAUGUUCAGUAGUAGACGCAAGUGCAGGAGGAUCUCUGAUUGGUACUGAUGCUUGUGCUGUGAAACAUAACUUCUACUCAUUGGAAACAUUAUUAAUGCUCUGGCCGCUUCUCUUUUAAUAGGUGAAGUAAAAUCUUUGCGCUCUAUUAUCUCUCCACCUGCCUCUAAGUAAGUAAUUAAUUUUCAUAUAUUCUAUUUUUCCUAUUUAUUUUUUGCCCUUCACACAUUGGUAUUAGGGUAGGCUACAAUAAAAUUCAGCAAAAAAGAAUUCAUUCAGUAAAACCACAAGAAAUAGUGUACUAAAAAAGGGCUGGGAACCAGGCUAAGCAGCUGGAUGUGGCCCUCCAGGUCUCUCUAUUUGGCCCUUGCAACUCUCUGUAGGCCAAGCCCCUGUCCAGCCGUGCUCCAUGCUCUCUUUGUGUUUUGUCUGGCUGGAAUGUCAUUGAACUAUAAUGCCUCUUACUUGCCCAAAUGAAGAAAUGGGUGUGUAGAAACGUCUCUUGAUUUCUGCAUGCCUGUGGUACAAAUCUAUUGCUCUGCCUGUUUGUGCCUCUGAUCCUACUCACCACUGGAAUGCAGCCCCUAGGGUUUAAAGACUGUUCAUGUACAGAUGAGCAAAGUUAUUUUUUAUGUAUUAUUUGUAAAGUUAUAAUUGCCUUAAAUACUUGGGUGCUAAAUGGGAAUUCUUUGCUUUUCUUAAACAGAAUCCGCAACAUUGGCAUCAUGGCUCACAUAGAUGCAGGAAAAACAACUACCACCGAAAGGAUGCUGUAUUAUUCUGGGUACAUAAGAAACCUAGGAGGUUAGUUAACAAAAACUGCUAUGGUUCAUUCUUAGAGAGGGAGAACACACAUAUAAAGUAUUGAACCACUCAAGCCUCUGCCGCAGGUUAAGUUGGCUGUCACCUUUCUUGUGCUGGUGCAGACUGGGCAGUCUCCUAUCCUUCUACUUGCCUAGUUGUCAUUUUCUUUUUCUCUUUCUGGGGUCCCUUUUCAGGGUUCCUGAGUAAUAAUCCUGGUGCUUUCCCUAUGAGGUCUGCUCACUGCCCUGUCCCAUGUUUGGCACAGGAAGAGUUUCUGGGCAUGUCCAUGGAGGUUAUGGGGCUCUGUUUGCAGGUGUCUUUUUUUGGUUUUUUUUGUUCUUUGUAUUUCUGUUCUUUGUGUGUAGGAGGAUCUGUUCUGCUUGUUGUAUGGGCCUCUGCACUGAUACUAAGGUUUGGCUUAAUUUAUCAUUUGCACUUUUAAAAUGCAGCCUUGCACACAUACAAAGUGAGGUUUUGACCGUGGCAUUAAGGAUGAGCUAUUUACUUGCGUUGCCCCUGCCAUGACUUUCUUGCAAUGCAUUCUACCUCUCCCACCUGUCCAGCACCUUGCAUGGUUCACCUAUCCAUUCAAUGGAUAGGACUUCUGUUUCCGUUGGUGCAGGAAUACUGCUGCCCUUAUACAAGGCCAUGUACUUGGCAUCCUAAACAGCUUUCCCGGUCUUUGACAUUAGAUAGGAGAACUGGGCCUUAGGCAUUUUGUUUUAUAGCAUUUCCCCAGUGAUACAUUGCAUUCUGAUAAAAUGAAUCAAGAGCUAAGAUCAUUUUACAGUGGCCAAACUGAAAAAAGCUACAUUCUUUUUAUUAAUCAGAUGUUGAUGAUGGUGACACAGUCACAGAUUUCAUGGCACAGGAGCGAGAACGUGGCAUUACCAUUCAAUCUGCUGCUGUAACUUUCGAUUGGAAGGGCUACAGAAUAAAUCUGAUAGACACACCAGGUAUGUUAUUUUGAGUGAGCGAGAUAAAGUCAAGGCAAUUGUGACCAAGUAACCUCAGAUGGCAUUGAAAACGUGUAGCUUUGAAAAUUUUGAUGAAGUCUUGAAAACUUCCACUUUUCAAUUAAUGUACUUAUAUAGUGAGUGUAAUUCUCCUGGGAAUUUCCCCUGUGUCGUGUCAAUUAAAAAGAAUAGGAGCUCUGCAAGAAUGUAAAAGUUAUCUGUCUGCUGGAGAAAUUCCUGCUGACUAUGGUCUGUUACUAUAAAAACCCUCACAUCAUUAAGCAAGUUGGUUUCAUAAUGUAACUGGCUAAAUCCACAAAGGCCAUAUGCUUGUUCUUGGAUCAUCUGUUUGAUGCAUGUUGUGUUUAUAAUUUUGUCUAUUUCAGGAUCAGAGUCCAGGAAAACUUGGGUAGACAUAAGUUUUUAACAGACAUUUAAAAGCAUUACUGUCUGGGGCUCUUUUCAGAGAGUGGGUGCUAUCACCAAGUGACAAUCCACUGGACAUGGAAUGACAUGUAGGGUUUUCUUAGAAGAUCUUAACUAUCAGUUUGGUCUGUACCAUGGGAAGUAGUCUGCUAAGUACCAUUGUGCCAAGUUGUUUAGGAUUUUAAAUGUCAGCAACAAAACUUUGAACUUAGCUUGGCAGCUAAUAGGCAGCCAGUGCAGAUCUUUCAACCCACUAAGCACUCUAGUAGCUGCAUUUUGCAUCAGCUGCAGCUUCUGAACCAGACACAAGGGUAGUUCCACAUACAGUGUGUUACGGUAGUGUAAUUGUGAGGUUACCAGUGACACAAUUUGGCCUUAAAUUCCAAGGUACUUCAUGUCCUGGUGGAUAUCAGUGCUGCAGAAGCUUGUUUGGAGUGGAUGUGUCUGGUUCUUGAUAAAUCACGCAGAGGCAAAGUUCAUUAGCAAAAGAAGAAAUUUUACUAAAGGUUUUCCAACUUCGUUACAAAAAGAAAAAACCCUUCAGAAGUGUUAGAAAACAAAAUUAAGAAUGAGAAACCAGCCCACUGAGCUCACAGAUUUAUCUGUCUGGUUCAACGUAACCUUGAGAUAACAGAACAUAAAUCAGAGUAUCUCCAGCUGCCUCAGCAGAAAAGAACAGAACUUUCCAGAAUGAACCAGUAUUUCCCAGUUUGUGCCCUCAAAGACUUUAGUCACAACAACCAGUGCAUGGACCAUACUGGCUAUGCUAUCUCUGUGCAGGUAAUGUGUAAGCCACUGAAUUCACCAGGCUAGUGACAGUGAUUUACAGUAGUACCUCAGGUUAAGUAAUUAAUUCGUUCCGGAGGUCCGUUCUUAACCUGAAACUGUUCUUAACCUGAAGCACGGCUUUAGCUAAUGGGCCCUCCUGCUGCUGCUGCUGCUGCGCCGCCGGAGCCCGAUUUAUGUUCUUAUCCUGAAGCAAAGUUCUUAACCUGAAGCACUAUUUCUGGGUUAGCGGAGUGUGUAACCUGAAGCGUAUGUAACCGGAAGUGUAUGUAACCCGAGGUACCACUGUAUUUAGGAUCACCCCUAAGCUACACUUCUGCUCUUUCAGAUGCAGUGCAAACCCACCCAGAACUGUUACACAACUCAAUUCUAGGAACUUGGAACUACCCACCAUAGGAUCUCAGUCUUAUUAGUUACUUUCCGUCCCCUGACUGCACCCAAAGACUGGUUUAGGCCAUGCAUGGCCUUUCCUGAUUCAGAUGUUACAGAGAAAUAGAUCUGAUAUUGUCAGCAUGCUGGUGACACUUUCCCUCAGAUUGCCUAAUGGCAGCCCACAACAACUUCAUAUAAAUAUUAAAUUGGGAAAAAAUCCUCUCCUUUGGCACUGCAGAUCAGCUAACAGAGGGCUCAGGUGUCUCUGGAACUGACCCUGUAAAUAGGAGCAAAGCCACUGUAAAACGGUGUCCUCCCAUUUCACAAAGAUGAUCCAGGAGGAGACAGUGAUAAGCUGGGUCAAAAGCUGCUGAGAGAUCCUGGAGAAUCAAUAGGAUCACGCACCUGCUGUUGCUCUCUAUUGAAGUUCAUCCACCAGGGUGUCCCCAAACCAGGCCUGGGUGCAGACUGGAAUGGGUGUAGAUCAUCAGUUUCAUCCAAGAGGGUCUGUUGUGGUUUUAGACUGAGUGCCUAUUCAUCACAAACCAGUAAAAAGUUAUUAGGUGAAGACAUGCUGCCUUUCUAAUAUUGUUAAAGCGUUACUAUUCUUAUGACCUCUGUUACUUCUCUGUGUAAAUUGUAUGUUAGGUCAUGUGGACUUUACAGUGGAGGUGGAACGUUCACUGAGAGUGCUGGAUGGAGCAGUGGCUGUAUUUGAUGCCUCGGCUGGUGUGGAAGUAAGGAUGACCACAGUGUGCUGUGACUUUACCUCACUUUAGUCCUGUUUCUAUAGCCAUGAUUUUAACUGAUGAGAACUUAAGGCCUAGAUGCUCACUUCCACCAGCAAAUGCUUGCCUCACGUUAUAAGGAGAGCGUAUGUCAUGAGAUGGAGGUAAAGGCAGGACAAGAGACUUUUGGGGGUGGUUAGUGAUCUGCUGCCCAUGUGUCAAAGCUGCCCCCAUUUCUGCAAAAUGCAAGCCCCACAGCUAUGAACUGAGGAUCUAAUCUGAGGAUCCAAAAUGGCAGCAUCUGCAUGAUAGCAUAAGAAAUGCUGUGUUGGACUAGCAUUCUUUCUCCAGUAGAAGCUAGUGAGAUGCCUCUUGAAGUAUGCAAGAAGAGCAUGUUCCCUUGUUUGCCCAACAAGUACCGUACCCAGAGGUUUUAAUGACAUACUGAUUUCAGUGACAUAUAUUGCAGAUUGACUACAGUUGUUUUUUUAAAAGAGCUCCAGUUCUUUGAAGGUGCCUGCCAGCUGCCAUCCAACUCCCCCGCUCCAUUCCUCAUCCAUCUCAUUUGUCACUCAGUCUCUUGACUUCUCUACAUCUUGUCUCAUCUGUCUUACUGCAAACCUUCUGAGUAGGAGCCAUGCCCAUUUUGAUGCCUCAUACAUUGCAAGUGUUAAAUAAGCGUUUACACAAUUGUAGGUGACAGCAGGCACCCAUUUUGCCGAAAGGAUUGACACUUUCCAUCUUUGCCUUAGGCUCAGUCUUUGACAGUGUGGAGACAAGCAGACAAGCACCACAUUCCACGGAUUUGCUUCUUAAACAAGAUGGACAAAAAUGGAGCAAGGUACUAAGAUGUCUAUUUCUUCCAGGGUCAGUGAAGCAAGGAAAGGCUUGCUUCACUGAUUGUAUUAUAUUUUAGGGUGGUUUCUGAUUGCCCAAGAUUCGUGUGACUUAACACGAACGUUAACUGUGCGGUGGUUGCUUUAAUUCCUUUUAUGUGAAAUUUACAAAAAUGCUCACUUGCCUGGUUGCUUGGGAUGCUUCCUGGUCACCAGACAGGGUAACUUUACAAUAUUUGUUUGAUUCAUCCUUUGAUUCUACAAAUAACUUAGAUAUAAGUAUGUAUGAAAAGGCGGGCUUGAAAAAAGAAUGGUGUGAAUUAGAAAAACCUGGAUAUUUGCAAGACAGUUUUAAAAUAUUCAGAUAAGGAAGUUAAAUGCUUUCAAAAUAUGUACUUAAUCUGCCUAACUGACACCCUGGUCCUAUCAUGUUUGUGGAAAAUCCCAACUAACAUACAUAUGGUCCCAUCGAUUCAGGUCUUUAGAAAAGCUCUAAGGCCCAGUUUGUUUUGAGUUGCUUUCUCUUGGACUGAGAUGGGCUUAGCUGUUUUUAAAUGGGCUUUGUGUUGGCUGGAAAUAAACUAUUUUUAAGGUGCUUAUGCUGGUUGUUAACUCCAUUUGGUUUUAUUGUUGUCAGAUUCAAUUUUGGUAUUGUGUUUUAUAAGCUGGUUUGUGAAAGUUUGACCUUAACAGGCAACCUAGAAAUUUCUUUAAAAGAUUGAGCUGCUUGAGAUGCAAUGUCUCAAAUGUUUAGGGCAGCCUGCCUUGCAAACAGGACUCCCGGAUGGUGAAAGUGUUAGUCUGUUCAUUUAUUGCCCUGGUUUUCCUGUGUGUCUAGCAGCUUCAUACAUGCCAGAGUGGUACAUGUGACUGUGUACAUGGGCACAAUUUCUGCACCAUGACUUUAUCUGCUGACUCCAGGUUAUCACCUCUAUUACUAAACGGGGUUGGGCAGCAGCUUGUUACUAUUAGCCAGUAUAGCAAGCUGCUGCCCAACCAGUAGCUGUGGCUGCUGAUGCUCAGGCCUAGGUUCUACUUCUUUGUUAGUACAGCUACAUGUUGUGGUGGAGGUCCUGGGUUUGAUGGGCCUUGCUGCUGGUAUGAGCCAGGGAUUUGGUUAUUAGCAUGUGGUUUCUUGCAUUCUAACUUAAUAAACCAUUAGGGCCACAAGUGCAUAUUAUUUAAAGAUGAAUUCUUUAGUGUGUGGCUAAAAAAAUCAGACUGUUCAAUGAGUUGGGAGGGUUAUUAUUGAACUUAAGAUUUCCACAUUUGGAUCCUUUCUCAGAUGUUUAGUUUUUUGGUGUGUUUUUAGCUAAACCACUGUGUUUUUAUUUAGUUCCCUAUCUAUGUCUCAGGUGGGGGUUUUUCAUUGGGAGGAGUGACAUAUUGGAUAAAGAUAAGGACGUGAUUUUCUCUCUAAGAGUAAUAAAUUGUCUUUAGUUUCACCUAUGCAGUUGAGAGUAUCAGGCAGAAGUUGAAGGCUAAGCCUCUGCUUUUACAGGUAAUGUAAAACAAACUUUUACUUUUAAACAAUUAGCAUUAGUUACAAAUCAUAUUGCUAUGUCUUACUAUCUAAUUGGGGUUAUUUAUUUUUUUGUUCUCUCCCUCCCACUGCAUCCAGUUGCCAAUUGGAGAAGGAAAGAACUUUAGGGGAAUAGUUGACGUGGUGACCAUGAACCAAAUUAUUUGGAAAGCUGCAACUGAGUUGGAUAAUGGAAAGAACUUUGAACAGAAACCCUUGGAAGAAACUGAUGAUCCUGACUUGCUAAGGGAUGCCAGGGAUGCAAGAAAUGCCUUAAUAGAACAAGUAAAGUUCUAAAGUAAAUAUGAUAUGAAACAGUUGAGACCUUUGAUUAAUGCAAAUAUGUCUGAAAACCAAAACUCAAGUGACUGAUACUGUUGGCCAUACAAGUUGAGAUUCUGAUAAAAUUGUAUAUUGGGAUGAUUUAAAUAAUGAUACACUAGAAACUUUAAUUAUCAUAUUUUGUACAUUUGACUACCGGGUGAGAUAAAAGUUCUGUAUUUCCAUUUAUACAUACUGCAUUUUAAUUUGCAGAUUUGUACACUCCUAACCAUUUUUGAAUUUUGGUUCAAUAUAAACAAUGUUCCCUGUUUAGUUAGUAUAAGCGAUGUUGUGGUAUCUGCAGCCUUGUCAUUAUCCAAGGAAAACCUGAACUGCCCGUGGGAGUUUCUUCCCCGCUUUACCCAACGCUUGUUCUCUCUGGGUUGGAGAUAAAGAGGCUAAAAAUAUAAAAGCAGAAUUAGGGAAGUUUAUAGUUUCACUUUGCUGAAUACUCUAAAAUUCUAUAUUUUUAGAUUUUAUAUAUUCUUUUACAUGCCAAUUGGUGAUUUGCAGAUAGUCAAACGGACAUUUGGUGGACUAACUUGAAUAGUGUGUAAUAGCAGUAGUGUAGAUUAUUUUUUUUCUCUUCAUAAGGUUGCAGACCUGGAUGAUGAAUUUGCUGAGCUGGUCCUUGGGGAUUUCAGUGAGAAUUUUGAUGCCUUGCCAGCUGAUAAGGUACAUGGCUCUGGGGGUUGUUUAUUAUAUGAACUGCAUAUUAUUACAGUUUUAUUGUAUUUGUACAUAACAGGGUAGAGUGCCUUUUUCCUGCAUGUGUGAUGCAACCAAAUUAUUAAAGCUUGGUAGAGAAUGCUAGGAUACUGUGGCAAACCUGCAGGAAUGUGAUUUGGUAAGGGGAGUGAUGAGAUGGCAGCAGGCAGGGAAGGAAGGAAGACGAGACUAAAUCUGUUGUGAAUCAGUAGGUGCAUGACAUGUAUUGACAGUAUUUAGAAAUAGUUAAUAAAAGGGUACUGCCCCCUGCAGUUGACGGGAUAGUUAUCUUCUGCUCCAUGUCAGUAUUUUAGUCCAGACCAAAUAUUGAUACAAGCCAACAUGCAGAGCCGCACAACUAGUUCAUUGAGUCCAGGGGAACUUUGAACUGGCAGGCUGCAAACAGUUGCCUGCACCCCUUCCAUACAGUCCCAUGACUUUUUUUUGUGAGAAAAGUUUCACAAGCAGCUUGGGACACAGUGGAUGCGGGUAGGGCCCACUGUGCAAAUAAAAAUAGUUUUAAAAAAGAUAUUGGGUGCACUUAGGUCUUUGGGCAUACCUCGGCAGCACUGGGGUUCAUAAUGUUAAGCUGCAUGUCUUACUGGUAUUAAAACAUUUUUUAUUUUUAAUAAGGAAGGCAAUUCUUUCUAGAAACUGCAUGGUUUUAUGGGAAGACCUGAUCGUAAAAUGUUUUAAAAUGAUAUCCUACUAAUAUGUUCUGUUUAUAAUGGGAAACAAUCCUUAGGUUGAAACAAGAGCCACAAGCCAUAAAACCAAAUGGUAGCUACAAAGCCAUAGAAAGGAUAGGGUUUUUUUGUGGGCAGCAAUAUUAUAAACCCUGAGGGUCAAAGGUAUAUUCAGGAAGGUGCUUGCAAUUCCUGCAAGGUGAAGACUGAGGAAUAUGGCCAGAAAGCCUAUUCCAUAGCACUCAUCGGUUGCUUUGAUUUUUAGGGUGGCUUGAGAAAAGAAUAUGCCCUAAAAGGAAUUUUCUGAGGUCUUUGAUAAAUAUCACAUAAUGCAUAUCAAGCAGAAACCCAUAACUUAAGUAUUUUUUCAUUAGGACCUGGAAUAAUGUAUAUGAUAAACACCUUAUGACCAAAACAAAAUACCAUCCAAAGGUGCAACUCAGUUAAUGCUUGAGCUGUAUACUCUUCCUUUGACUCUUAAGUAGAUCAUUGUUAAAAUUAUGAAUCUCUGUGCCUCUGCAGUUGCACUCUGCUGUACGAAGAGUAACCCUAGCACAGAAAGCUGUACCUGUGUUCUGUGGAAGUGCACUGAAAAACAAAGGUGUUCAGCCAUUAUUGGAUGGCGUCACCAGGUAUUUACCUGCACCGGAUGAACGCAGCUACGACUUCGUGUGAGUAAGAAGAUGAUGCGUUUUAAUAAGUUUAAGCAUGUGUUAGAAAAGCCAUGAAAAAGAAACCAUUUAUUAACAUCUUAUGGGAGAUUACAAAUAGGCUGGGUUCUUGGGGAGGAGAGAGAGGCUCUAGUGAGGCAUAGACCUGGGAAGCAUGCACAGACCACACAUUGUAAGUAGCAGCUGGUCUGCUGCAAUGUGCACUCAUAGCCCAGGACUCGGUAAUUCCUAUGCAGAUUCCUAAAAGGAUGCAGGGUACACAAUGCCCCUCAUUUUUCUAUUAAGCAGUUUUAUUUUAGCUCUGCUAAACUAGCACCAAUAAACAGAUUAUUCGUAUAGCCAGGGAAAAUACCCUAUUUUUUAUCAUUCAAAAUAUCCGUUAAUGUUAUAUUUUUCCUUCAUUACUUUUUGCAGGCAGUGGUAUAAAGAUGACCUGUGUGCUCUAGCAUUUAAAGUUAUUCAUGACAAACAACGUGGGCCGUUGGUUUUCUUCCGCAUUUACUCUGGCACGAUGAAGCCUCAGUCAGCUGUCUAUAAUAUUAGCAAAAACUGCACGUGAGUAAGAAAGGGGUGAGGAAAGAAUUGUGCGUGUAACUGUUCGGAUUCCUCAAUAGGAGCAGCAUUUAAUCUGAGCUAUUCCUUGCAGGGAGAGAAUGAGUCGCCUGCUUCUUCCUUUCGCUGAUCAGCAAAUAGAAAUCUCUUCGCUAACGGCUGGCAAUAUUGCCCUCACAGUUGGAUUGAAACAGGUGAAGAAAUAUGAAUCCCAAACAUUUUUGAAAAAUUGCAUCAACAUUAAUGUGGAGAAUUACUACCAUUUUGCUGAUUGACAAUAUUACUGGGGAAAAGUGAAACCAAUUCUCUAGUGACUUCUUUAUUUUUUAAUAAGUUUUUUGUUGGUUCUGUUAGGGAAUCUCUGCAGCUCUAAGCUGACUAGCAAAGGAUUCACUUUGUAGUAAGGAACAAUGUGUUAAACAUCAAAGACGCUUUUGUCCCAGUUUUUUCAAUAUGGUUCUCUCUAUUGGCAAAGAAAAACAAUUAGAGAAGGUGAGUUGAAGCAAAACCAAAAAGUUGCUCUAAUUGCUGUCAUCCCAAAUUGCCUGGGAAAAGACUGCCUUCGGCAAUUGGCUAAUUUUCUGUGCUUUUUAAUGAUGAAAACCAAUUACAUGUUGACAAACGACAUGCCAUGUGCUUUUUGGCAUCCCCCAGAGUGCCACUGGUGACACCAUUGUUUCGUCAAAGGCUUCAGCAAUGGCUGCAGCUCAACAAGCUGGAAGAAAUGUGGGGUCAAAGCACGGUCGAAGCAGCGAAGUAGAGAAUCUUAUCUUGGCCGGCAUUGAGAUUCCAGAGCCAGUCUUCUUUUGUACCAUAGAGCCGCCUUCCAUGGCCAGGCAACCAGGUAUGAUGCAAUUACUGAAAGUGCUAAUAGUGUACUCUUAAUUCAUACAUAGUUCUGAAGAAAUAGAACAUUCUGUGAUUUCUCAAUAUGCACAAUGUGUUCAAGAAGACAUAUUAAAAAGGGCCAGUGUUCUCAUUUAGAUCCAGGAUGGAGGAGGGGAUGAAUAUGCUUUGCCAGUUUAUAAAAAGUUCUUUAAAGUACAGUCGUACCUUGGAUCUUGAAUGGCUUAGUUGCUGAAUGUUUUGGUUCCUGAAUGAUCGAAAACCGGGAGUAUUCUGGUUUUUGAAUGUUUUUUUGGAAGCUGAAUGUCUGAUGGGGCUUCCACAGCUUCUGAUUGGCUGCAGGAGCUUCCUGCAGCCAAUCAUAAGCCGUGCUUUGGUUUCUGAACAUUUUGGAAGUUGAACGGACUUCUGGAACAGAUUCCGUUCUACUUCCAAGGGAAGGCUGUAUUGACUAAAAUGCCUAAUUCAGAGUCUAGGACAGAGCUUUCCUAACUUUUCAUGCCUGUGACACACAUUUUAGACAUGCAUCAUUUCGCAACACAGUAAUUUAGUUUUACUAGCAAACUUGAGGUUAAAUGAACCCCUUUCAAGCCCUGGGAGUGUUCACACAACACACACUGCAACUGGUACACUAAUGUGUCGCGACACACAGUUUGGAAGGCUCUGGUCUAGGAACAAGGUCUGUACUGCUAAGCAUGAAUGUGAUUGGCAGCUCCCUGUGUGACAAAAGAUUUCUUGAAAUGGAUUCAGGGGUUUCAAAACCAGCUUACGAUGGACUGGUUUUGCCAGUCGAUGGACUACGAUGGAACAUAGCGUUCAAAGGGGAAGUGAGGGAGAGAGAAAUUAUCAUUGGGACCAUAAGCAUUUGAAUUAUUUUCCUUCCAUCACAUUGGUGGACUUUUGAUCUAUCUUUUGUUGGAAGCUAGAAUCUUUUAGUACAGCAGUACAGAAACAUUAAUAGGUUGAUCUCAGCUAAUGAUACUUUAGCUAUAUUUGGAAGGCUUUGCUAUUCCUAUAUAUUGCUAUUUACUCCAACCUUUCUUUGAUGGAAGGGGAGCAGGAACACAGCAACACAGCUGCCUCUUCCCUCUCCUACCUUUAAUUUUCACAGAUUAUUUAAAUCCUCAGCAGUCUACUUAAACCCCAAUUGUGCUCUUCAUACUUGAUAUAUAGUCAAUACUUUUAUUUUAGAUCUAGAUAAUGCCUUGGCUUGCCUGCAACGUGAGGAUCCAAGUUUGAAAGUCAAGAUAGAUUCAGACACCGGGCAGGUAAGGCCUUACUAAACUUCUCCCAAUAUUAUACCGUCGAUGCUUCCUUGACUGUGUUUUUAAUGUAUAUGGAUGCAACAACUAUUGCGCUGUCUUAGGCUAAUUCAAGUCUGUAAUGUAGAUAUAUCCUAAGUGCCAUGGCUUUCCAAUGAGAAAUGUUGGGAAUUUGUUUUCUGUAACAGUAUUAUUUUCCCUUCUCAUAAAUAUGCAGUUCUGCUGCUUCUCUGGAAGCCAUUAUGAUUAAACUGGUUUAAAACCAAUUUGGGUUUGUAUUACUAAGAUGUGAUUUAAAAAUAGAAACAAAAACGGAGGUUUAACAAGCAAGUAUUAGUGUUACAAAUUUUACAACUUUAUUUUUUAUAGCUGUGACCUUUUACCUGUAAACUGCACACAGCUUGACUCGGCACCAGUUUACUUCAUUGGAAAGUUGUUUAGAUAUGUUAAGAGGCCAUAAGUUUAUAACAUGUGAUAAUAUUUCUUUAAAUAUUGAGAAAAAUAUAAAUGAAGCCACAUGAAUGCUACCAGUGUAAAGGAUAUUCUGAGGGUUAUUUUGUUUUGUUUUGUGGCAUAAAAAACAUGUAUCUCAAACUGGUAACUUUAAUACUGACCUGCAUUCUGUUUUAGAUUAUGAAGCUGUCCUUAUUUAUUCUGUUUUUAAAUCCAGAAAAUUUUAUAAACUCGUAUAUUCCCUUUAUAUUAUGUCACUUUUUCACAUGCCUCUAAUUCUCCAUGCCUUUAUUUCUCCAACCCAUAGUUCAUUUCUGGCUUGCAAAUUGAAAUUUUGGAUUUGCCAUAUACUUUUGAGAUCUGUUAACAACAACAUAGUUUAAGCUAAUCUAUUUUGCAGGGUUCUCCCACUAUUCUCAGUUAAGUUAAAUGAACCAACGUAGGCCGAAGUCACUGAAAAAUGCAAUCUGCUUCUUGCUGUGUUGCUGUUCCCCUUGAUCUAAGUUUUGUUUUUUUAUCUCAUCUGAAAUAUCCUUUUUGAAAGAAGAUAAAAGCAGCUCACCUCUAUACCCCAUGACUUUGAUGUAACUGUUAAGAAUCCUUUCACAUUUUUUGCCAGACUAUCCUCUGUGGCAUGGGAGAGCUGCACAUUGAGAUCAUUCAGGACCGAAUCAAACGUGAACAUAAACUUGAGACCUAUCUGGGACCUCUUCAGAUAGCUUACCGGGAAACAAUCCAAAACUCUGCUAAGGCUAUAGGUAAAGUAACUGUCAUCUUGGACCUGCAAGUGAACGACUUAAAAAUUUGUUGGCAAAAAGUUCAGUGUGAUCUGUGGGAUUUCCAUUAUUUCGUCACAGACACGCUGGACAGAACUGUAGGAGAGAAACGGCACCAGGUGACCGUAGAAUUGGGAGUGAGACCAUGGGCGGGAGAAACGUCAGCAACAGCACCGGUCAUUGAGUAUGCGGAGAACGUCUGUGACUUGCUCCAGCCAGACCUUCGUGAAGCUAUAGCAAACGGAGUCCAUACAUCGUUCCUUCAAGGUAAGAGUCACCUCAAUCCUUAUUUUGAAUUUAUUAGAAUUGUUGUUUUCUGAGUGCCUAGCCCAAGCCAAGACAUUGCGUGGAAUGGAUCCAACAUAAUGAUCAGAAUCUUCCUCUCCAUCUGCACCCCACUUGCCUGUCCCUACCCCCUUGUUCUGGGCUUGAUUAUGUGUUGUUAUGAAGAAAAUACUGCAAAAAAUAAGUGUUCCGAAAUUUGUAUGUGAAAGUCUUUUAAGAGGAUUUUUUUUAAAAACAACAAACUAAACACACAUGGCAGCGCGGCCUGGAAUCUGAGCUCUGCAACCCUGAUAAUUCUGUGAAAGAGAUUUUAAGUAUGUUUAGCACCAUGGAUAAAAGUUGCCUGAGGUAGCUCAAACCAGUCAGUUGAUGGAUGAAUCAUGGCAGUCAGUUCUGGUUUCUGAUCAGAGUUGGUGUUCUCUUGGUCAGCUCAGCCUGCCUAAAUAUUAAAUUCUUCAUACCUUUUAUUUUCCCAUUCCAUGGGUUGGUAGAAAAUUGGAAACUGUAAAUUAAUGUAAAUAUAUAUAUUCCCCUAUUUUGUUUGAUUACUCAGUUUCUUUUUUUAAAGAAAAAGAACAAAGCUUGUGUGUCUGGUGCCGUUUGCCAGUGUUGUCCUUGCCUAAUGAUAGGUAGAUUACCAUUAGUGAUGACUGGGGUGCUUUUACUUUUUCGAGGCUAGUAAGAUGACCAAAACAACAGAUUCCCUGCCAGUCAGUGUAGACAGCAUUGAGCUUGAUGGCCAAUGGCUUAACUCUGAGUAAUGCAGAUUUCUGUGUUCCUGGCUACUAUCAGUGUCAACUAAAUGUUAUGCAGACAUUAAGAAAUGUCCUUUUCCUAGCUUCCUAAGAAAUGUUCAUUUGGUGUUAAUGCAUUCUUUGUAUUUUCAUGUUGUAGGACCACUGCUGGGGUUUCCAGUUCAAGAUGUAGUAGUGACGGUACAUGCAGUGACUGUAAACUCCGAUACAUCUCUGACAAUGGUUUCUGCUUGUGUUUCUCGUUGCAUGCAAAAGGUAUAAGUCCAACUGUCUUUCUGAGGUCAUUUGCAGCAGUCUUCAUUCAAAGUAACAGAAUUACAGAGGGGUUAAACAGUCUCCCUUAAUGGUAUUGUCCGGUGGUUCCCAAAUGGUGGUCUGCAGAACCUAGGCGGUCUGUGGCACCAUUCACAUAACAAAAACUACCAUAGACAUAUCAAAACUUUCCAAAGUAGGGGGUCCAUGGCUUUGCUUUCAAAAAACGGGGUCUGCAGCUAAUUGGGAACCACUGGUAUAGUCUGUUGGUGGCAUCUUCAGGAUCGUAAUAUGCCCAUUUUCAAAUGUACAGGAGGCCCACAAUUUAUACAGGGGCUACAUUCCAGGGGUCCAUGUGUAGAGGCAAAAUCAUGUAAAGUCAGGAAGACCCCUGGAAACCACUGCUCAAGCACCCCUGUCUGUCCGGAGCAGGCCUUGUCCCUCCUUGCUUACUGUAUCCUUCCCAGAGCCUGCUGAGCAAGGCUUUGCCUGCCACAGAAAGAGUUUUUAAAGCCUUGCUUAGCAGCUUCUGGAGGCUCUUGUGAGAUGUUGCACAGCCCCUUCCAAUGGUUUCUUCCUUCUAUUUAUUUUUUGAUAACACGCAAUUUACUUAUGCCAUAUUCAAUUCCAUUAUUUAUUUGCUUUACUUCUGUUGAUAUUCUCAUGCACAACCAGCAAAGGUGCUAUUACAGAUUAAUUAUGUGAUAUGUUAGUGUCAUGUAUAUUGAUGACUGUACUGAAUAAGCAUUUGCCUUUAAGAAUGUUCUUAUUCUGCUUGUUAGGCUCUGAAGAAAGCUGAUAAACAAGUGCUGGAGCCUCUCAUGAACCUGGAAAUAACAGUGGGCAAAGAUCACCUUGGUGCCGUACUGGGUGACCUUGCACAGAGAAGAGGCAGCAUUCAGGAAAUUCAGGGUCGCCAAGACAACCAAGUUGUAAUUGCAUCUGUUCCAUUGGCUGAAAUGAUGGUAUGUGCGUAAAUAUACAGAUGCUGCAUAUUUAUUUUGUUUUGUUACCAAGGUGUUUUGCUGCUCUGUUGAACAAAGCAAGGCAUGCCUACACUACAAGUGUGAAAUUUAACUACUGUUGCUUUUCAUGAAAAGUAGGAACUAUAAUUUUUGAUGGUGCUAAGAUUUCCGUAUAAAGUUGUCUUAUUCUGUGGUAGACCGAUGGUUAUCAUCUUGCUAGUUCAUACCGUCCAGUUUGAUUGGACUGGAGUUAACUGGAGUUAAACCAGAGCGGUGGCUGCUUUUCUAGGAAUUAAACUACUUAAUGGUUCCAGUGGAAUGAUUUUUUUAAAAAAAUUAAGGAAGUAGUUGUGUAACCUAGUAUGGAUCAACUUCUAUAAAAGUAAUUAUUAUCUGUUGGUUUUUGUUGUAGGGUUAUUCAACAGCUUUGCGCUCUUUGACAUCUGGCUCUGCAACAUUUACCUUGGAAUUGGCAAGCUACCAAGUGAUGAGCCUCCCGGAGCAAGCUGCUCUGCUUAAGAGGAGUGGUUUGCAGUAAUAUCAGCAUGGAGGAACAAGGCAGCAGUGGAUUUUUGUAAGUUUCCUACUGUCAAAGCAUGUGGCUUCAGUUUAGCAUGCACACAGUGGGAGUAUCUUGUAAAAUACUUGCUAGUUACAAAAUUUGAGCAGAGUAUUUUCACAGAAGUAGUAAAACAGAAGCAACUACCUCUUCCAGGCUACUGUAUUACUGCAGUUGUCUGCUUUCAGUGAUUACGUAGAACGCUGUGCAAUAUUUGUGUCUCAUUCUGAAUACCAUAUUUUUCGCUCUAUAGGACGCACUUUUCCCCUCCAAAAAUUAAGGGGAAUGUGUAUGCGUCCUACGGAGCGAAUGCAGGCUCAUUGGCUUCAGCGAUAGCAACAAGAAGCCUCCGAAGCGCAGAGGGAGUGCUUCCUCCACGCUCCGGAGGCUUCUCGUUGCUUUCGUUGAAGCCUGGAGAGCGAGAGGUGUCAGUGCGCACCGACCCCUCUUGCUCUCCUGGCUUCAGGGAUAGCCGCCUGAAGCCUUUGGAGUGCAGCGUGAGUUACCGCUGCGUUCCGGAGGUUUCAGGUUCCUUUCACUGAAACCAGGAGAGUCUUGCUCUCCCGGCUUCAGCAAAAGGAACCCAAAGCCUGAGGAGCGCAGCGGGAACUUGCGCUGCGCUCGGAAGGCUUCAGGGAUAGCCACACGCAGCCCCUCCAGCAGGGAGAUGCUGCGUGGGGCUAUGGCUUCUUAAACCCCGCGCAGCCUCUCCCUGCCGGAGGGGUUUCGCGCGGCUAUGGCACAAGCCAAGACAAUGAGCGGGAUCCAUCCUGCUCGCUGUCUUGGCUUGUGCCAUAGCCACGCGCAACAGCUCCGGCAGCGAGAGGCUGCGAGCAGCCUGUACGCUGCUCUUUGGGGCUGGGGGGGGGAAUAAGAUUUUUUUUCUUGAUUUCCCCCUCUAAAAACUAGGUGCUCCCUAUGGAGCGAAAAAUACGGUAAUUUACAAUGACAAAUGUGUAUGCUAUGUUCCCUACUCAGAGGAACAAGUUCCUUAUUAUAUGCAUUCUAACCCUUGAAUUAUAGUCCUUGCCUCAACCCAGCCAUCUGCAACAAAAACAUACGCACAGGUUCCUUUUUCGAAUGAGCUACUUUCUCUUAAAAAGUUCAACAUCAUUUAUUUUUUCCACAUCUAUAAGAAAUUAACCUUCUCUAAAUUUCCGCAUUUCAAAAUGAGAGUGCUCCAGUGCAGUAUUCAACAGGAAUCUGCAGGUUUUUCUUCCCAAAAGGCACUUCUGGCAAUGUCCUCCUACAGCUGUUAGGGGUCUCUUGCUUCGUGCCUGCAGUAUCCAACAAACAAAGGCGCCGCCGCUAUUCCACGCCUGUGGGGGAGAGAAGUGUGACUUGCUUUGCCUUUUGAGAUUAAUAAACUUCCAAGUUUUGAUGUAAGAAAUCUACACUGAUUAUUGAUGGGAUUGUACCUGCUGUACUAGAUUGUAUUUCUUACCUGAGCAUGCGACAACGAUGUUCAUUAAGCCUGUUAUAAGCAUCUUCAAUAUCAGUUACAUUUUUACUGCUCCAGAGUCUCUCCCCAACAGCACUUGCCCGAGGCCUGGAAUAUGAAUAGGAAUAGAAGACAAUUUUUAAAAAAAAUAAAAUCUAAUUUAAAUAUAAAUUGGUUACUGUCCAUGCAAAAUAAAAGUAUUUGCAACAUG